AGGGGUAGGCUCGGCGUACGAAGAUCGCAGUAAUCGCCGGAUCUCAUCUCGAGGAAACGCGAGUUCGCUGGUUCGCAAUAUGUUCGCACGACUGGUCCUGGUCUUCGCGGCGAUCUUCGGUUUCGUCUAUGCGCGAAACAUCGAGUGCUGCGAGUCCGAGACUUCGACGAUGCUCGACGGGGCUGCCGCUGUCGAAACCAUGGAACACCAGAGCGUGCCAGGGACGGAGAAUCAGCAGCAGCCGGUUCACGUGGACAUCUUGCCGCGAACGAUAACCAGACCGGCCGCGAGUCACGCGCACGCCGUUCCGACGCAUCCGAAAAAAAGGGCGAUCGGCGACAAGCGAAAGGAGGAUCCGCAGCAGCAGCAGAUGGAUCCGCGGCCGGGUUGUUGCGGUUAAGAGAACGAGUUACAAACGCAACGCUUACAAAUAGUACUUAAGUGCACGCGAUAGAUAUCUUUUACUCCGACUUUUCUUGCUUGUCUUUCGUCGGUCGUCAUCGGAUAGCGAACGCUGAAUAAAAUAUCGAUUGCCGUAUUAUUAACGAA
Molecule: messenger RNA, 549 nt
Organism: Megalopta genalis
Lineage: Eukaryota; Metazoa; Arthropoda; Insecta; Hymenoptera; Halictidae
Source: RefSeq, a predicted model, not a curated record